This is a messenger RNA of Triticum turgidum subsp. durum (durum wheat), 3390 nucleotides long. The record is from the annotation of a GenBank genome assembly. Lineage: Eukaryota; Viridiplantae; Streptophyta; Magnoliopsida; Poales; Poaceae.
AUGUCCACUGUGUGUAGAAGAGCUCGGACCACGGGCAAUGCCCGCGAUGGCUGCAGCUGCACUCCAAUUGGAUCACGUACUCCUAUGACAUGGUUGACAAACGAUCCUCAUCCAACUGCUGAUUCUCCGAGAGAGAACGAGAUGAGGCACCAUGAUCACCAUCGAGCAAGGACGUCCAGCCGAGACACCCUCCGGCUCGCGCUUCUUCUCUUCCUGCUCCUGUCGUCCUCGCAGCUGCGCGGCGCGAGCUCUGCGCCCGGCGAGGCAGAGGCGCUCCUGGAAUGGAAGGACAGCCUGCCGCUGACCGCGGCCGCCGCGGGCGCUCUGGGCUCGUGGGACCGGGCGGCCGCCGCCAACUCCAGCUUCGUGGUGUGCUCGUGGCACGGCAUGACGUGCGACGUCUUCGGCCGGGUCGUCGGCGUCGACGUGUCCGGCGCCAGCAUCGACGGCACGCUCGACGCUCUGGACCUCUCGUCCCUGCCCAGCCUCGGCAGCCUCAACCUCAGCUACAACGCGCUGGUGGGAUCGUUCCCGUCGAACGUGUCCGCGCCGCUGCUUAACAUCACGUCGGUGGAUUUGUCCAACAAUAAUUUGUCGGGCCCCAUCCCGCCGGCCUUGCCUGCGUACAUGCCCAACCUCGAGCACCUCAACCUUUCGUCCAACCAGUUCGCCGGCGAAAUACCGCCUUCCGUCGCCAACUUGACCAGGCUUCAGAGCCUUGUUCUUGGCAAGAACAGUUUUUCCGGCGGCAUUCCGCCGGCGCUCGGUUCCAUCUCGAGGUUACGAGUGCUCGAGCUGCACAGCAACCCGCUGGGCGGCGCGAUCCCCGCCUCUCUCGGCAAGCUCCGGUCGCUGGAGCGCAUCAAUGUCAGCAUCGCUCAGCUGGAGUCCACCCUUCCGACGGAACUCAGCCACUGCACCAACCUCACCGUCAUCGGCCUCGCCGUCAACAAGCUCUCCGGGAAGCUGCCGUUGUCGUGGGCCAAGCUGAGGAAAGUACGGGAAUUCAACGUCUCCAAGAACAUGCUCACCGGGGAUAUCUUGCCGGACUACUUCACCGCGUGGACACGUCUCACGGUGUUUCAGGCGGACAAGAACCGUUUCAUCGGCGAGGUUCCCGCAGAGGUCGGCAUGGCGUCGAGGCUGGAGUUCCUCUCCUUCGCGACCAACAACCUCUCCGGCGAGAUCCCGGCGAUCAUCGGAAGUCUGACGAAUCUGAAGCUGCUGGACCUCGCCGAGAACGAAUUCUCUGGUACUAUUCCACGGACCAUCGGCAACCUGACAAGAUUAGAGACUCUUCGACUGUACAACAACAAGCUCACCGGCGGGUUGCCUGACGAGUUGCGGAACAUGAGGGCGCUGCAGAAGAUAUCCGUGAGCACCAACAUGCUCGACGGGAAGCUGCCGGCCGGGCUUGUCCGGUUGCCAAACCUCGUCUACAUCGUCGCCUUCGACAACUUCUUCUCCGGGACAAUCCCGCCGAUUUCCAGCCGGCAGCUGACCGUGGUAAGCAUGGCAAACAACAACUUCUCCGGCGAGCUGCCCCAAGGGCUGUGCUUGAGCGCCUCCCGCCUCAUGUACCUUGGCCUGGACAGCAACCAGUUCACCGGCACCGUGCCUGCUUGCUACCGCAACUUGACCAAGCUGGUACGCAUCAGGAUGUCACGUAACCGGCUUACCGGCGACGUGUCACAGGUCUUGGGAUUGCAUCCUAACCUUUACUACAUCGAUCUCUCCGGGAAUGCCUUCGGCGGCGAGCUCCCAGAGCACUGGGCUCAGUUCCAGAGCCUCUUGUAUCUGAACCUGGACCGCAACAAGAUCACCGGGACAAUUCCUCCCGGUUUCGGUGACAUGGCCGCACUGAAAGAUUUGAGCCUCGCUGCGAAUCACCUCGCCGGCGCGAUCCCUCCGGAGCUCGGCAAAUUACAGUUGCUCAAUGUGAACCUGAGGCACAACAUGUUGUCAGGUCCGAUUCCUUCGACACUAGGGAACGUCACAACCAUGCUGCUGCUGGACCUGUCUGGGAAUGAGCUCGACGGCGGCGUGCCCCUGGAGCUCACGAAACUGGACCGCAUGUGGUACCUGAACCUGAGCAGCAACAACCUCACCGGAGCGGUGCCGGCUCUGCUGGGCAAGAUGAGCUCGCUGAGCGACCUGGAUCUCAGUGGCAACCCGGGCCUGUGCGGCGACGUAGCCGGCCUGAAAUCCUGCAGCUUGCAUGCCACCGGAGACGGAGUAGGCUCACGGCGACACAACAUCAGGCUGGUCCUUGCUGUCGCCCUUUCUGUUGUCGGCGCGCUGCUCUUCUUCGUCGCUGCAGUGGCUCUCCUGCUCGUCCGCAAGAAUAGGCGAACCGACGAAGACACGGAGGAGACAACCGCGAGCGGCAGCGGCACGACGGAUCUGCAGGCGUCCAUAUGGAGCAAGGACGUGGAGUUCUCCUUCGGCGAGAUCCUGGCGGCGACGGAGCACUUCAACGAGGCCUACUGCAUCGGCAAGGGCAGCUUCGGGAGCGUGUACCACGCCAAAGUGCCCGGCGGCCACUCUCUCGCCGUGAAAAAGCUCGACGUGUCGGAGACAGGGGACGCGUGCUGGGGCAUCAGCGAGAAGAGCUUCGAGAACGAGGUGAGGGCCCUGACGCACGUCCGCCACCGGAACAUCGUCAAGCUCCACGGCUUCUGCGCCACCGGCGGCUACAUGUACCUGGUCUACGAGCGCGUCGAGAGAGGCAGCCUGGGCAAGGUGCUGUACAUGGGCGGCGAGCGCAGCGGCGAGAGGUUCGACUGGCCAGCCAGGAUGCGGGCGAUCAGGGGCCUGGCGAGCGCGCUGGCCUACCUGCACCACGACUGCUCGCCGCCGAUGAUCCACCGCGACGUCUCCGUCAACAACGUCCUUCUGGACGCCGAGUACGAGACGCGGCUGUCAGACUUCGGCACGGCGAGGUUCCUCGCCCCCGGACGCUCCAACUGCACCAGCGUCGCCGGCUCCUACGGAUACAUGGCACCGGAGCUCGCCUACUUGAGGGUGACAACCAAGUGCGACGUGUACAGCUUCGGCGUGGUGGCCAUGGAGAUCCUGACCGGCAAGUUCCCGGGCGGGCUCAUCAGCUCACUGUACAGCCUCGACGAGGCGCAGGCCGGUGUCGGCAAGUCGGCGGCGCUCCUGCUGCUCAGGGACCUGGUGGACCAGAGGCUGGACAAUCCCGCCGAGCAGAUGGCAGCGCAGGUGGUGUUCGUCUUUGUCGUGGCACUAUCCUGUGUCCGCACCAACCCCGACGCUCGCCCAGAUAUGCGCACCGUGGCUCAGGAGCUCUCCGCUCGCCGGAGGUCCACCUUGGACAAGCCGUUCACGGCGAUCAUGAUCGGCGACCUCGUUAGUUCGCGAGUAUGA